AUGCCUUCAUUACUGCACGAAAACAUAGCAGGUUUGAACGAGAAUAGAUCCUUGGAGGACAAACAAUUAGCUCAGGUCUCGACGGUUGAGCUUGAGGACAAGUCAUCCACCAGUCCCAGUGAACAUGGUAAUGCCGAAGAACAUCUUUCAACCUACCCAUGGUUGAUCGUCUCACCAUACCUGGAGCGUGAACACCAACUGGACCUCAGAACCGUUGAUACUCCCUUUCGGUUGCUGGCGCUUGCCUUGACAAGGCUCGAGAAAGCAACCAACGACUAUGCCACCGUCAAAUACGAGGAUGCGUUCAAAUGGUCGGAUCUGAUAAAUCAUCUCAAGGACCUGGCAGAUCGAGAAGGUUAUGAGUGGAAACGACAGAUAUUCUAUGUGGUGGAGUUCCGGUCAAAAUUGAAAAGCGAAAUUGACAACGAACUGCUGUUCAAAUUGGAUAAGAAGUCUCAUGAAGAGGCCACAGCUUGUGGUGGACUUCUCAAGUACUGGUACGGCGAGCCGGACCAAGAACGGAGAAAUCUUGCAACGUGUUUGUGGAGGAGCAAAGAGGAUGCAAUUAAUGGUGGUAGAGGUCCCUGGCAUAAGCAAGCCAGAGCUUGCAUUGCGAACAUGUACGAAAGCAUUGAUGUUACCGGCGUUCAACUCACCGUUGAGGAUGAUGUAAAGAGCUGGCAUUUUGAGCGAUGGAGUCAUUAG
Molecule: messenger RNA, 705 nt
Organism: Exophiala bonariae
Lineage: Eukaryota; Fungi; Ascomycota; Eurotiomycetes; Chaetothyriales; Herpotrichiellaceae
Exons: 2
Coding region: 1-705 (234 amino acids)
Source: RefSeq, a predicted model, not a curated record